AUGAAGUUCCAAACUCUCGUUCUUGUUGCGCUUUCUGCAUUGGUGUCAACAGUGUUCGCCAUCCCUACUCCGGAUUGUAACGUCUGCGCAAACAGCUGUACCGUACAGUGCGCUGCACAGGCACCACGAUCAUGCUUCUGCCCACAGGUCUGUGAUCCUGAGUACUCCACAUGUACCACCCGCCGGUCACUCCUAGGAGAACGUGAAGCUACACCAGCACCAGCACCAGCACCGGCCACUAAUCCCUGUGGAUGCUACAACGACUGCACCUUCUACGGUUGCGGUGACGAUGUUGCGCCAGAGGACUGUAUCUGUACUAAGGAAUGCGAUCUCAAAUACGCUUGUGAUGCCACUCCAACCGAGACGAUCGAGGCAAGACAGGUUACAUGCGGACCCUGCACCAACGCCUGUAAAAUCAAUUGCCCGACAUGCAUUUGCCCUGAAUACUGUGACCCCGCCUAUGAGUGCCCGGCCACUGAAUAA
Morchella importuna is the source of this 483-nucleotide messenger RNA. RefSeq lists its product as uncharacterized. Lineage: Eukaryota; Fungi; Ascomycota; Pezizomycetes; Pezizales; Morchellaceae. The transcript is spliced from 4 exons. Bases 1 to 483 code for a protein of 160 amino acids. The record is from RefSeq and is a predicted model, not a curated record.